CCGUCUCCCGCCCACCGCCGCCGCCGCCGCCGCCUCUCGCUGCUCGCUGCUCGCAUGGCCACCGCCAUCGCGCCCGACGUCCUCGCGGGCCACCUCGGCCACCUCACCCCCGACCACGACCGUGCCUUUGCUACCUUCAAGGACAUCCUCCACAACGCGCACCUCUACGCGCCGCCCGCCGGCACCGCCCCUGCGUCCCACGACGACCCCACUCUCCUUCGCUUCCUGCGUGCACGCCGCUUCGACCCCGCCAAGGCCCUCAAGCAGUUCCAGGACGCCGAGGCAUGGCGUAAACAGCACCGCGUCGACACGCUCUACGCGACCUUUGACCCCGACGAGUUCGAGUCCACCCGCAAGUUCUACCCCCGCUGGACCGGCCGUCGCGACAAGAAUGGGCUCCCGGUGUACGUCUACCGCCUCGCCUCGCUCGCACCCAUCAAGUCCGAGCUCGACGCCGUCCCGCCCCCCCGCCGCUACCAGCGCAUUGUCGCCCUCUACGAGACGAUGACCCGCUUCGUCCUCCGCCUCUGCUCCCACCUCCCCCACGCCACCGCACCCACCCCCGUCUCCUCCGUCACCACCAUCAUCGACCUCGAGCACGUCUCCCUCAGCGCCAUCUGGAGCCUCCGCGGCCACCUCCAGGAGGCCUCCGCCCUCGCGACCGCAAACUACCCAGAGACGCUCAGCACCAUCGCGGUGGUUAAUUCGCCCUCGUUCUUCCCCACCAUCUGGAGCUGGGUCAAGCCCGUCUUCGACGAGGGCACACGGCGCAAGGUCCAUGUCCUCGGCAAGGAUCCGGGACCCGUGCUGCGCACCCUCAUUGAUCCGCAGGACCUUCCGCGCCCGUACGGCGGUGAGCUCGACUGGAAGUUUGAGGACGAGCCCUCGCUCGAUGAAGAUACGAAGAAGGCCAUUGGGACCAUGCCGAAGGGCCCUGUCGAGUUCGUCGAUGGCGAGGUCAGGAAGCCGCCAGCCCCAUCGGACGCGCCCUCUGAGUAGUAGAGCUUUCAUGCACAUACAUUCUUGACGGACACUACGUAAAUUGUACAUCGCAUGCGUUGGGAGAGAACAAGAAACGUAAUAAGGAUAGAACAACAUUAUAAG
Messenger RNA from Fomitopsis serialis, 1104 nucleotides. RefSeq names its product CRAL/TRIO domain-containing protein. Lineage: Eukaryota; Fungi; Basidiomycota; Agaricomycetes; Polyporales; Fomitopsidaceae. The record is from RefSeq and is a predicted model, not a curated record. The transcript is spliced from 5 exons. Bases 55 to 999 code for a protein of 314 amino acids.